GGAUUGUCGAGUUGGGACUAUGUGGAGGGGUCGUUUUAGUUCGUUCUGAUUGUGAGGUCCUAUAUAUAGUGUUCAGAUUCCAUGAAGACUUUUAAGCACAUACAACAUUCUUCUCGUCAAGCAAUCACAAAUUUACAUCCGCAACCAUGUCUUCAAUCUUCAGCACACUAGCAAAAGAUCUUGAGGGAAAAGUCUUUCAACCUGGUAGUGAUGUUUACAAGGAUUCUCUAGCAUCUUAUUUUACUCUUCAAGAAGCGCAAUUAAAACCAUCUUUCGUCAUCACUCCUACGUCUACUCAAGAUGUAGCUCAGGCUCUAAAAUCCCUGAGAGCAUUAAACUCCCAGACAGAAAUUCAAACUAAAGUGGCGAUUAGAGGAGGUGGCCACAGUCCAUUUGCAGGCAGUGCGAAUAUCAACAACGGUAUUACGAUUGACCUGCGCAAAAUCGAUAGCGUUGAAGUGAAUGAAAGUGAAAACGUUGUUUCAGUUGGAGGAGGUGCUAUCUGGGGAACUGUAUAUGAUAAGCUUGAUGCGAUGGGUCUUUCAGUGGUGGGGGGUCACGUUUAUGAUGUUGGGGUUGGAGGGUUUACUUUAGGGGGAGGAUUCUCUUCUUUUUCCCCAAGAUAUGGCAUGUGCUGCGAUAUGAUUGAUAAUUUCGAGGUAGUCCUGGCAGAUGGUCAAAUCGUACAUGCCAAUGCGAAUGCAAAUGCAGAUCUCUGGACUGCCCUCAAAGGAGGAAGUAACAAUUUUGGAAUCGUCACCCGCUUCGAUAUGAGAACUUUCCCACAGGGAAAACAAUGGGCUGGUCUCAUCGUAUAUCCAAUCUCUACAUUGGAUGAGAACUUCAAAGCUCUGGAAAGUAUGCCAGAUAACUGGGACCCAUAUGCUUCGAUGAAACUGAGCAUUACAUUUUCACCCCAGACAAAAUUCACAAUCGCGUCGAAUUUUGAAUACACAAAGGAAGAUAGCGCACCUGCUGUAUUCAAACCUUUCAUGGAUAUCAAGCCACAAUACCGAAACACGAUGAAGAUUUCGACGCCCGGAGAAACCGCUAGAGAGAUCCAAAAAAUGCAAAAGAAUGGAGUGCAUCAGAUUUUCGCCACUACAUCUUUUCGAUUUUCCGCUGCUCAUUUACAGAGCGUAUUUACACUCUUCAAGAACACAGUUGUAUCUGUAGAAGAUAUCAAAGGAAUGCGUUGGACGCUGACAUACUGGCGUCUUCAUGAUUCGAUUACCGCGAAAUCAGCAGCGGCAGGAGGAAACUCUACCGGUCUUGACACUUCACAGGGUUCUUUGGUUAUAUGUGUAUUAACCUAUUCGUGGGAUGAUGCAUCGGAUGAUACGCGUAUGGAUGAGAUGGCGAAGAAUUUUAUAGAGGAAGUGGAUGAGUUGAGUAAGAAUGCGGGGUUGUUCAAUUGCUAUAAAUAUGUUAAUUAUUCGGCGGGAUAUCAGAAUCCGAUUGGUGGGUAUGGAGAUGAGAUAAGGAGAAGCUUGCAGAAGGUAAGUAAGAAGUAUGAUCCUGAGGGGUUUUUUCAAAUUGGUGUUCCGGGUGGUUUUAAGAUCUGUGUUGAAGAGAAUAAAUAGAGCUUAGAGAUGAUUUAAGGAAAGAAGUUUCUCUCAACUCUUUGAUUUGCUUGUUGAAAUUGAAUCCUCUUCUGAGUUUCAUUAACUGUAGUCUUUGUAGCGAUUCUACUGCAUUUUUAUGCCCUCAGCCUCGGCUAAAUUAUUAUACGAUCUUCCUA
Messenger RNA from Botrytis cinerea B05.10, 1741 nucleotides. RefSeq lists its product as hypothetical. The coding region runs from base 147 to 1583 and encodes 478 amino acids. The record is from RefSeq and is a predicted model, not a curated record. The transcript is spliced from 2 exons. Lineage: Eukaryota; Fungi; Ascomycota; Leotiomycetes; Helotiales; Sclerotiniaceae. Gene Ontology annotation, molecular function: FAD binding.